This is a messenger RNA of Leptidea sinapis, 4715 nucleotides long. It is a transcript of the gene ckn, whose product is annotated as caskin-2. Gene Ontology annotation, biological process: axonogenesis; cell surface receptor protein tyrosine phosphatase signaling pathway. Gene Ontology annotation, molecular function: signaling adaptor activity; protein phosphatase binding. Bases 297 to 2900 code for a protein of 867 amino acids. Gene Ontology annotation, cellular component: axon; focal adhesion. The record is from RefSeq and is a predicted model, not a curated record. Lineage: Eukaryota; Metazoa; Arthropoda; Insecta; Lepidoptera; Pieridae. The transcript is spliced from 11 exons.
GGCGUUGACGCGCGUUGCAACAUGUUUGCGUGUGUGUAGAUCGCUGCCGGAUUCAAUACACAAGACGUAUUCUCUUAUUUAUCAACUAAACGAAACUUGUUUGUUAUAAGUGAAUGAUGUAUAUCACAUAUGAAUACUUUUAUCAUUGAAUUUAAACAGUUCUAAGUGUAUUUUACGAGUGAAGUCUAUGUAAGUGUGUUGUUGUGCCGUUUACUAAGGACAGGAUUUUGGCGGUGCAAUAGAGGGCAGGGGCCGACAUGAGAAAAAUAAACGGUUUUUAAGUACAACAAGAAAUUAUGAUGACAAUCGACAAAGCUGGUAGACCGCCGGCACCACGUAGAGCAUCUACGUACAGAAGCUACGAUGAACUGGGCUUAAUUGAUCGAGGCAGACCCCUGCGACAAAGACAUGGUGGGGUCGAAGAUCUCACCAUGGAGACACCAAGACAUUCCAGAGCAUAUGCUCGAGAUUUAGAUGACAUAACAAUCAUAAGCUCUGAAGAAAUACAGAGACCGAAAAGAAGGACCAUGGAAGGUUUUGCGAAUGGGUUCCGAAGAACAUUCUCUGUCAGAAGCAGAAGAGAAGCGCCAGAAGGCAUUCAGAUGGAUACACUCAACGUAACUGGAGAUGAAAGCUUCGCAACGGUUCGCGGUGCUCCAUUUGGAAGACGUAGAUCAUUGUCCAGGGACCGCGGAUCAUCCAUUCUAGGUAGAAGUUCUUCGGAAGGUGAUGUCCGUAUGCCAUUACCUCGAGCUCCAACUUCCAAUCCAACGCCUCGUCUGCACCGCUGUCUCCGAGCUCUCGGCGGGAGCUGGAAGAACCUUUUAUUAUUGGGCGGAAUGUCGCGGGGUGGCGGCGGCGCCGGGAAAGCUACGACCGCAAAGCGUGUGCCGCCUCCGGCCAUACCGAGCGACGCUUUCGGAACGCCGCAACACAGACAUUCAGGAUCCAGCUUCGGAUCGCAAGGCUACGCAUCCUGUGAGGAACAGGCAUAUCCUCAGCCACCGGAUACGCCCUCACACACUCGAGAUGAUCAUUCCGAUUACGGCAGCACAGUGUCCGGGGUGUCGGGAGUGUCUGGUGCCAGCGGCAGCCUUGGCAAGAGUCCAGCUAGUGGGGGUACUUUCACCUUCCCCCCUCCCUCGCAACCGCUCACCCACAAGGCUGCUGUCUACUACCACCACCAGCUAGCGCUGAGCGACGAUCAGGGCAUCGAUAUGACACAGAGUCCUGGCCGCGACAGUCCUGGUUCAUCUUCAGGUUCAGCCGGCUCCGGCUCCCGUCACUCGUCAGCGUCGCUGGACAGCGGGCGAGCUUCGGGACGGAUGCCCCACCAUCAUCACGCCUCGUGCCACUGCGGAGACACGGUUGAUAGAGUUCGAGCGAUGAUAGCACAAGGAGUACCGGACGUAGACAUAAUCCACGCCUGGCUUGCUGAUCUCCAAAUGGAAGAAUAUGCGCGUCUGUUUAUCGAGGCUGGCUAUGACCUCGCGACCGUCACCAGAAUGACACCAGAAGACUUGACAGCUGUGGGCAUCAAGAAACCGAACCACCGCAAGAGACUGAAGGCAGAACUUGCAAAUUUGAACGUUCCAGACAAUUUACCUGAUUUCAUACCGGGCUCCUUAGAGGAAUGGCUGAGACUUCUGAGAUUAGAGGAGUACGGUCCAGCGUUGGUUACCCAGGGAUACCGCACCGUGCAUGACGUCACACAACUUGCCUGGGAGGACUUAGAAGACAUGGGCAUUGUAAGGUUGGGCCAUCAAAAGAAAAUACUUCUGGCAAUCAAAAGAGUAAAGGAUAUUAGAGCUGGCAAGAGAAGCAUCAGUAGCCAGGGUUCUCUGGAUUUCACGAGACUACAGCCAGGACAGGAUUUAUAUCCGCGGGAGCAAUACCAGCAUUGGGAGAGACAGGCGAGGAGUUACCAUAAACCCCCCGAUCUAAACUUUGAUGCUCUACGAACGCCAUUAUGUGGCACUGACUUGGUCCCCAUCCAGAUUCGUCAACCGCGCGGAAAGUCUUUGGAAAGCUUGGAAGAUCCUUCGGAGCGUACCUCGCAUACUACAUUCUCUCCAGAAGCGGGGUUCUAUUAUGCGGGUCAAUGGAGACGUUCGUAUGAUGAUGGAGACAUUACUCCAACAAACGAUAGCUCAUACGAAGGUGGCGGAACAUUGCCAAGACCAAGAGGCUUAGUUAGACCACGGCCUGUUGCGAAGAUCCAGGCCACACCGGCGUACAGAGAUAAAUCACCAGAUUAUACUUAUGAUGAAAUAGCCUAUUCCGCUAGAUUACAGCGUGUUGCUUAUGGGGCAAGUCCACACGUUGCCCGAAAGCCUCCACCAGAGCCGCCUAAAAGGCAGAGUUCACAGUACGCCCCCUUCACAAGAUUUGGACAAACAACUGUGGAAAUUCAUCCGGAGAAAAGUUUGCCAUUGAGUCUUCCCGCUUAUCCAAGUUCGGACUCAUUGAGCGUGUCACUGGACAGUACAGGACUGCUGCCGCCACCUCCUGCACCGUCGUCACCUCCGAGAAGAUAUGACGAGGAUAAGAUGCGAACAGGAUCCGACGCUAGUUUUAAGUCAAGUUCUAGUACCGAAUCGGAUAGCAUUCCAUUUGCAAACGAAAAUGCGGGUACGAUCAAACAGAACCGUAGUCAAAUGUCAGGCCGACCACAUACUGUCGACUAUGGGAGAACUGGUAUGGGACUUGCCGCGCUGCCCCCAAGGAAUCCAACAGAUGUAAAGCCAAGUUCUGCUCACACAUUACCGGAAAAACAGGAAAAUAAGAGUACUGAACCAGCUGACGUUCUCAAUGACAUCGGUAACAUGUUAGCAAAUUUAACUGAUGAACUUGAUGCAAUGCUGGAAGAAGAAAAACGCCAAGGGCUGGCUGAGACAUAAUUGGCAUGACAAUUUCUUAAUUUUAUACUCGAAUACUAAAUAAACACAUUAAGGGUGUAUGUUAUGGAAAUUUGUUCCAAAGAAAUUUUGUUAAAUCGGUACUUAUUUUUAUCUAUUUUAUUUAUUAUCUAUAUCUUAUUUAUGACACAAACUACGGAAUCAGAACAUUCGCAUCGCCAAAAUAACAUGUAAAGGAAUAGAGAGUCAUCGAGGUAAAGCAUGAUUAUAUUCAUAAUUCUUUGUUGAUUUAAUAUAACACUUAGAACCAUAAAACGUAUUAGAUGUAAUUGAUUAACAAUUUUUACACAUUUGUAACUUAUUUGGUGCAACAAGCAAUGCACAGUUUAUUACAAAUUUUUCAUACAUUUUCUUGAAAAUACAUUUCAAUCAUAUCUUCCGUAUUUUCUGAAACAUGUUUAUGAUUUUCGUUUACCAAAUUUCAAUUUUGGUAUACUUUUUAUUUCAUAUUUAUAGCAUAUUAAGUAGUUCCUCGUUUAACAAGUUCUGCGCUCUUUGUUCGAUAUUGAUUUGAUAAUCAAGAGUCAGAUCCACGAUAUUUUUGUAAAUACUUUACUUAAAUUAUCUUAAAUAGAAAAUAUCCAGUAGCUAGUUUUUCAUGUACAAUAAAAUUGUAGAGUAAUGAAUUAUGAUGUAGUGUGUUAGUUAGAAUUUAUACAAAAUGGUAGCUCCAGAAAUAGUGUGAAAAAUGUAGGGUUUUUACGAUAAGUGUACAAACAUACGUCGUUAGUAACUGUAUUCUACUACUUAUUCUAUUAUGAUAAAGGAAUAAUAAUUGUUUAGGUUUCAUGUUUAAACAUUAUUUUGUCAGUCCGCCAGGUCUGGUUCUGCAGUUUUGAAAAGCCAGUGAGUUUGUAUUACAGUUAGCUCUAUUCCGAUUUCAUCAUAUAUAAUAUAAAAGUUUUAUAUUUUUUCAUUCAACAAUACACAACUUAUAUAUUAUACACACAAUAGAAACUUUUAAAUACACUAAUAUCAUGAUCUUUAUCCUUACAUAUAAAUGGCUAAAACGUGAUAUUCAGUUGCCAUAAAACACAGUUAUAAUUAAAAGUACAUAAUAAUUUUAUUAUAAUAUAUGAGAAUUUGCGUGUUGUUUAACAUAGUUCUUAGAGUGAAUGUAAUAUCUUUAAAAACAUCUACUUCAAAUAGCGACGAUUCAAUUGUUGAAACGUUAAUAAGUUGGCUUACUUUAUCUUGAUUGAUAUUAGCUAAUAAACUACACUUCCCAUGUAGCUACUUUCAUUUCAUAGCUUUCUAUUGUAAAUAAUAGAAUCAAGUGUUAUAUACAGUGCCCUUUGAUACCUAAUCAUUCGUACCUAUUUAGUAAUGUUGUAUACCUACCUAUAUGUAUAUCAUUAACUACCAUCACUCGCUUAAGAUAAUGAUGCGACCUUUUAUAAUAAUUACUUUAGAUAGAAAAUCAUUAAAUUUGGAUGUAACGUUAUUUGAGUCAUAUAUAAAUAUUGAGACUAGAUAUUAUUAUAAACUUAUAAUUUAAUACACAUUUGAUUUCAAUGAUCAUAAAUAGGCAAGUAUCGAAAUCGAUAUUCUUUUUCAAAUGUAGGUAUUUGAUUUUGAUUAAGUGGUAGGUAAGUAUGUAUAACAGGUAUCACUUGUAUUGACUCAAGUAGCGUAUAAAAUUGGAUUGAUACAUUUUGGUCUUUUAACUAGUCAAAAUUAAUUUAGAGUGAUGGCUUUUCAUUCAUGUAGUUAACUUUUAGUUAUUAUUCAUAAACAGUUUGCUGUCUUUUAUUUGUAUAAUUAAACUAUUUGAAUAAAUAUUAUUUUAUAACAUUA